Phalaenopsis equestris is the source of this 1709-nucleotide messenger RNA. RefSeq names its product brassinosteroid-related acyltransferase 1-like. NCBI's taxonomy places the organism in Eukaryota, Viridiplantae, Streptophyta, Magnoliopsida, Asparagales, Orchidaceae. Gene Ontology annotation, molecular function: acyltransferase activity, transferring groups other than amino-acyl groups. The record is from RefSeq and is a predicted model, not a curated record.
AUGGUUGUCCAUCCAAGCUCUCCUCUUCCUCAACAGAAAGUCAUCCUCCUCUCUAACUUAGACAGAAAGUGCCCACAUCUCAUGUACUUGGUGUUCUUUUACGAAUCAUCUCCACCCCACAACAUGUUAUUCAAUUUAUUAAAGCAUGGUCUUGAGAAGAGUCUGUCGGAUUGGUUUCCAGCUGCUGGGAGAUUUAUUAUUAAUCCUGAUAAUGGAAAGCUUAAUCUUUUAUGCGACAAUAAUUCUGGUGCACUUUUGGUUGAAGCUUUCACUAAAGUUCACAUCUCCGAGCUGGGUGACCUUUCUCAAUAUAAUGAAUUCUAUGAGAGGUUGGUGGUUAGCUCUCCCUUCUCACCUGCCAAUAUAUCUGAGAUGCCUCUUCUUGUUGCCCAGGUGACUAAAUUUGGUUGUGGAGGGUAUUCAGUGGGAAUCGGAACAAGCCAUUCUAUAUUUGAUGGGGCGGCAAAUUUCAACUUCAUUAAAGCAUGGGCUCAUAAUACAGCUGGAAGAGCAUCAAAAGAGGAGUUAGAGUUCUCAUGGUUUAAACCAGUUCAUGAGAGAGGAAGACUUCUUGUAGCCAGCAAGGGACAUGGAAAAGAGAAGAAGCUGCAAGCUGAAACUCAAGGCAACAUUAUGACGACGAGGGUGAUAGCAUUUGAUCAUUUACACCAACUCAUUAUGCAGACUUCAAGCUCCUUAAAAUCACCAGUGGAUCCUUAUAAUAGGAGUACUUCAAGUGCUCAACAGGAAGAGUUUGUUCUUAAAACUUUUAGUCUGAGUGGUACUAUGGUGGAAAAACUCAAGAGAGAGGUAGCUGGUGGAAGUAAGUUUGAUGGUGGUUCUUGCUCUUCAUUUGAGGUUGUUGUAGCGCAUCUAUGGAAGGCCAGGACAAAAGCCCUUGGAAUUGCAAAGGAGAGGAUGGUAUGCCUCCAAUUCACUGUGGACAUCAGAAACAAGAUGGAUCCUCCUCUCCCCCAAUCCUUCUCAGGCAAUGCAUUUGUGCUCUGCUCUGUUGCAUCCACAGCAGGUGAGAUCAUAAACAUAAAACUUACAACUCUUGUGGAGAAGAUAAAAGAGGCAAAGUUAGUUGUAACUGAAGAAUACAUACAAGCUUACCUAAAGGCUCUUGAGGCUCCCCAAGGUGAGCUUCCUCCAUUGCCAGAGCUCACAAUGGUCUCCGACUGGCAGCGAAUGCCGUACCAUCAGGUGGAUUUCUGUGGGCGCGGUGGAGCCAUUUAUGUGUCACCGCUCGGCUCGCCAGUCAGCGUCGCCUUCUUCAUGCAGAGGCCAGGAGAUGUGGGAGGGGUGGAUGUGAGAAUUGGAUUGCCGAAGUACAGUCUGCUUGCUUUCAGCCACCAUUUCAUUCGAGCAUUGUGAAGAAAAUUAUGGUGGUUAUCUGCUUUAUCUGCUUUGUCAUAAAAUAAAGGCAACAAAACAGGUUAAGAGUAGUAAUGUGAAAGCUUUAUGACAGUUUGGAUUCUGAUUGUUGCAUUUCAAUUUGAUUGUAUGACACUACUAUGCAUGGUUUCUCCUAAUGAAUAAAAUGAGUUGUGAUGUAUACCAAACCAUGUAGAAUAAAUUGAGUUGUGAUAUAUCACAAUUUUGACUGAAAAUACAAAGACGACAGCAACAACAAGAAGCCUUUAUCAUACUAAAUGGGGUCGGCUACAUGAAUCUUUUUUCUUCAUUGAGUCCUAUUGAGCGUCAUA